Messenger RNA from Cercospora beticola, 1440 nucleotides. RefSeq names its product aldehyde dehydrogenase family protein. Lineage: Eukaryota; Fungi; Ascomycota; Dothideomycetes; Mycosphaerellales; Mycosphaerellaceae. The record is from RefSeq and is a predicted model, not a curated record. Gene Ontology annotation, molecular function: aldehyde dehydrogenase (NAD+) activity.
AUGUCUUACGAAACACGACUUUUUAUUGACGGGCAGUACGUCGACGCAUCGUCGCCUGAGAGGCUCAGUGUCCGCAACCCCGACAACGACGAUCUGGUCACGGAUCAGAUACAGGUGGCCACUCAACAGGAUGUUGACAACGCAGUUGCAGCUGCUAAGAAAGCUUUCCCAAAAUGGAGAAUGACUGCUUCGACAACACGACGCAACAUGAUGCUCAAGUUCGCAGAUAUCCUCGAGGCAGAGAGUGAAGAGCUAGGCAGGCUGGAGUCUAUCUGCAUGGGUCAACCCAUGACACUCGCAAAAGCCUUCGUACAAGGAGCUGUGGAAUAUUGGCGGUACUAUGCGGGCUUCUGUGGCAAGGUAGCCGGCGAGAGCUUCCCACCAGACGAAGAUGGCACCUACAAGAUCGUGCAAUACGAGCCCCUCGGUGUCUGCGCUGGUAUCAACGCAUGGAACGGCACACAUAUUCUCGCAGCGUGGAAGAUGGCACCUGCGUUGGCUACAGGCAACACGUUUGUCAUCAAGGCCUCUGAGAAAUCUCCUCUGGCCCUUGCAAGGUAUGGCGAACUCCUCACCAAAGCAGGAAUCCCUGCAGGAGUCGUCAACAUCGUGUCUGGUGGUGGUGCCGUGGGAGCAAUGCUGGCUUCCCACACGGACGUAUCAAAGAUUGCCUUCACUGGUUCGGCACCCGCUGGUCGUGCUGUAGCCGUUGCUGCAGCGAAGUCCAACUUCAAGAAAGUGUCUCUCGAACUUGGCGGAAAGUCACCGGCCCUCGUAUUCGAUGAUGCAGACCUAGAGAACGCCGUGCAGCAGAACUCUGUGAACUUCCUGAUGAACAGCGGCCAAGUCUGCUUUGCUGCUACCCGCGUCUUGGUACAGGAAAACAUCGCUCCCAAGUUCAUUGAAGCUAUUAAGGGUGCCUUUGAAAAGGCGGGCGAGUCGAUGGGCGACCCUUCGAAAUCCGAGACAGUCUUCGGACCCCUAGCUGAUCAAGCACAAUUCGACCGGGUCAUGGGAAUGCUGGACGACGCUCGAGCGAACGGAGUGGAAUAUUUGACAGGAGGUAUCCGCAAAGGCAAGAAGGGAUCCUAUGUGGAACCGACAGUGAUUCUCAACCCCGACGUCAAUGCGAAAGUGUUCACCGACGAGAUUUUCGGGCCCGUCAUAGCAUUGAAGACAUUCAAGACCGAGGAAGAGGGCAUUGCCCUGGCCAACAACACAAGCUAUGGUUUGGGAUCCACAAUCUUCACUACCGAUGCCGCACGCGCCCUCCGUGUUGCAGGACAGAUCGAGGCUGGAACUGUUGGUAUCAACAGCGCUUUCACGACCAGCACAGCAACGCCUUUCGGCGGAUUCAAGCAAUCUGGUUAUGGACGAGAAUCGGGUGCUGCAGGUCUCAAGGAGUAUCUGCAACCAAAGACAAUCCACAUCAAGAUGUGA